AUGGAUGAAGAUGAUCCAGCUAAAAAGUUAUUUAUAGUGGUAGUUAGCGGAGAAAGACGUACAGAUUCCAAUUCAAAGAAAUCGUGUCAAGGGUGUGAACUGCCUUCGGACGAUAUACCGGACUCAACGUCGAACUCUCGAGGGCAUAACAAUAAUACGCCCAGCGCAACCAAUAAGAAUCAAAAUGCUGGAAAUUUGACACCGAACUCAACACUAGAAUCGGGCAUAUCAUCGAAUCUACUUGGCAGCACAACUACGACAACCGCAAAUGUGAUUAGUGCUGAUUCCAGUGUCGCAUCCAGCAUAAGCCUCGACGAUGACAUAGAAGACAGUCCAAUAAAAGUUAAGAAAAAAGAUGAUAGUCAUAUAAUUAAGAAAGAAGCCGUCUCUACUUCCACAAAAGUCUCACCUUUCGGUAACGCCUAUGAAUCACCACCAGUUGCAAUACCAAGCAUCACACCCUCCCAUCACCAGAGUAACAGUUCCACGGGUUCUAAUAAGAAGCGUUAUCAGAAUUCCAAUUCCAAUGCAGCGGCAAUGACUGACAGCAGCGUUGCAUACUUCCCAACUUCUUACUAUCAGAAACAACAGCAUUUGCAACCGCCCGCGCCUCCGCCACAGCAAUUGCAUUCACAACAGGAAUACUACGAUGCUGUGGCCGGUGGUUACUACGAAUACGACCACAUAAAUUUCCAACAACAGCAACAACACUCACAUGAUUUUCCACAUCAACAACAAUCGCAACAACAGCAGCAACAACAUUUUCCUCAUGGUAUGAACGAAUCCUACAUACCACCCAAUGCCAGUGCUUUAGGUUUGCAAAUAGAGAGCUCAGAAGGUUACUUCCCGGGAGCUCAUGGUUAUUAUGAAAACAAUCACCAACCAGGACAUCCUCCACCUCCUACACACGUUGCACAAAGCCAUCACAUACCAGCACAGCAUCAACACCAGCACAUACAUCCACACAAUAUAAGUUUGCCAGGUGGAACGCAGAGUACUUCACAUCCAACACAUGUCAAUGUGACAGGCGGCGGCAAUGGAGUUGCAUUCGCAAAUGCAAAUGGAUCGCCGGUUACUGCACAAGCUUUUCCCAUUAAUCAUGCCAGUGCAAGUGUAGGCACAAAUCUAACGGGUCUCGAGAAUUCUAAUAGUUCUUCUGAUUUCAAUUUUCUGAGCAAUCUCGCAAAUGAUUUUGCGCCCGAGUAUUACCAACUAAGUUAG
Molecule: messenger RNA, 1221 nt
Organism: Teleopsis dalmanni
Lineage: Eukaryota; Metazoa; Arthropoda; Insecta; Diptera; Diopsidae
Product: homeotic protein proboscipedia-like
Exons: 5
Coding region: 1-1221 (406 amino acids)
Source: RefSeq, a predicted model, not a curated record